AUGGAAGGGGAAGGAGAGAUGGGAUGGAAGGGACGGAAGGAGAGGGGAUGGAAGGGACGGAAGGGACGGAAGGGACGGAAGGAGAGGGGAUGGAAGGGACGGAGGGGACGGAAGGAGAGGGGAUGGAAGGGAUGGAAGGGACGGAAGGGACGGAAGGAGAGGGGAUGGAAGGGACGGAAGGGACGGAAGGAGAGGGGAUGGAAGGGACGGAAGGGACGGAAGGAGAGGGGAUGGAAGGGACGGAAGGGACGGAAGGAGAGGGGAUGGAAGGGACGGAAGGGACGGAAGGAGAGGGGAUGGAAGGGACGGAAGGGACGGAAGGAGAGGGGAUGGAAGGGACGGAAGGGACGGAAGGAGAGGGAUGGAAGGGAAGGAAGGGACGGAAGGAGAGGAGGUGGAAGGGACGGAAGGAGAGGGAUUGGAAGGGACGGAAGGGACGGAAGGAGAGGGGAUGGAAGGGACGGAGGGGACGGAAGGAGAGGGAAGGAAGGGGAGGAAAGGGAGGAGGGAGAGGGGACGGAAGGGACGGAAGGGACGGAAGGAGCGGGGACGGAAGGCACGGAGGGGGCGGAAGGAGAGGAGGGGGAAGAGACGGAAGAAACGGAAGGAGAGGGGAUGGAAGGGAUGGAAGGGGCGGAAGGGGCGGGAGGAGAGGGGAUGGAAGGGACGAAAGGGAAGGAAGGAAAGGGAUGGAAGGGAAGGAAGGGACGGAAGGAGAGGGGAUGGAAGGGACGGAAGGGAUGGAAGGAGAGGGAUGGAAGGGACCGAAGGGAUGGAAGGGACCGAAGGGAGGGAAGGAGACGGGAUGGAAGGGACGGAAGGGACGGAAGGUGA
Messenger RNA from Mizuhopecten yessoensis (Yesso scallop), 834 nucleotides. RefSeq names its product S-antigen protein-like. The record is from RefSeq and is a predicted model, not a curated record. The coding region runs from base 1 to 834 and encodes 277 amino acids. Lineage: Eukaryota; Metazoa; Mollusca; Bivalvia; Pectinida; Pectinidae. The transcript has a single exon.